AUGCUCCGAGUUUUCCUGGCUGUUGCUCUCGCUUGCCUACAACGGGUGGAAGCAAAGAUCAUACAUGGAGAAGCCCUGAAAAUACAUGACUAUCCGUUCAUGGCUUCUAUUCAGUGGAAAAGAGAUGGAGAAUGGGAACACCGUUGCGGCGCGUCUAUUAUUCACCCGGAAUGGAUUUUGACGGCGGCCCAUUGCAUCGACGAAAUCGACGUAGAAAAUACUCGAAUCAUUGUCGGUGCUACAAAUAUCUUUGCGGAAGUGGAGGAAGAAAUGCAAAUUUUGCGUCCUAAACGUUUACUCAUACACCCCUAUUUUGUGCACGAGAAGGCGAUGGAAUUCCCGAAUGAUGUUGGACUUAUUCAGCUAGAAAUGCCUAUAAAAUAUGGCGACACUGCUCAACCUGCCGUCCUUAUUAGUUGGAAGCUGCCAGCGGAAGAUCUGAACCCGAUCUACUUUCUAGGCUGGGGAAACAUUGCGCCUGGAGUCAAAGGAUGGGCAAGAGAAACCGAUAUUCAUCGUUACAUGGUCUCGAUUCAAUCUGAACCGGGUAUGCAUCGGUGCGGAGGUUCUAUCAUCGCCGACGAUUGGGUGUUGACCGCAGCCAGCUGCGUAGCCGCUGAUCCCAUUACGCCCUAUGAUACUUCGAAAUACACAAUCAUCGCUGGAACUCCUUGGAUAAACGACACAAAGAACCAUCCUGGUCCAACGGAGCAACGCCUUGCGGUCGCGAAGGUCUACAUCCACAAGAAAUGGAAGCCCUCGGGGAUUGACGAUAAUAUAGCGCUGAUCAAGUUGCGAGGAAAAUUCAGCUGGGACAAGCACGUAAACCCAGUGAUGCUAUGGCGGGCACGAAUGCCUGCCCGGAUUGCUGUAAAUAUCCUCGGUUGGGGAAUAGCUUGGGCGAACGGUGAGGAUGAAUAUCAGCCUCGACUGCGUGGCUACAUCGCUCAAAUGCUGCCGCGGGGUCAGUGCAAAAUUGGAAAAGAGGGCGAGAGGACCCAGUGCUUCGAUGGCGGACAGAAAUCUUCCAGUCCUUGUCGUGGUGACACAGGGGGCCCAAUAACGACUUAUGCGCCUGCCGUAAACAAAGCCUGGUACUAUGUGCAAGUGAGCUUGAUUGGCCGUCUUAGAGACGAAGAUUGCCAGACACCUGACACCACAAUCCAAGGGCCCGAGAUCGCUCUCUACUGCGAUUGGAUUCAUGCAACCACGGGCGAGAAAUUGUGUCUCGAAUUA
Molecule: messenger RNA, 1236 nt
Organism: Mesorhabditis spiculigera
Lineage: Eukaryota; Metazoa; Nematoda; Chromadorea; Rhabditida; Rhabditidae
Source: the annotation of a GenBank genome assembly